AUGCAGGUGUCCAGCAGCAGGGACUACACAGCUGGCCUUCCAAGAAAUAUGGUGAUGGCAGCACUGGCACCAGCAGCAGGUAGAAUGGGGGGAAGACAUGUGAUGCAGACCACCAGAUGCGCCUGCUCCAUCCCAUAUAGCUGGGACAGCGCAGGUAGCUGUCCAAUGCAUCCAGCAAGCCAGACCACGUGCCUCUCCCCUGUGCCUCUGUCUUCAGUUACUGCUGCCGCUGCGGGCAAAAACAAGGGCAGCCCGGACAGGCACCACGUGUUGGGCCUGGUAGCAGAUGGUUCCCUGCAUGCUGCACUGUCCCACACUUCCUGCAGGGUGUGCUGCUGCAUCCGAGUGGCCCAACUGAGCUGCCCUGGUCUGUCUGGUCUUCUAAUGAAGCAAAAGAAAUUUCUCUACCAUUUCAAGAACAUGAGAUGGGCUAAAGGCCGUCAUGAAACUUAUCUUUGUUAUGUAGUAAAACAGCGGAAUAGUGCCACAUCCUGCUCCCUCGAUUUUGGAUAUCUGCGUAAUAAGUCAGGUUGCCAUGUUGAAAUUCUCUUCCUGCGUUACAUUUCCACUUGGGAUCUGGAUCCAAGGCACUGCUAUCGUAUUACUUGGUUCACCUCCUGGAGUCCAUGUUACGAUUGUGCCCGGCAUGUGGCUGACUUCUUGUGUGCAUAUCCUAACCUGACGCUGCGAAUUUUCGCUGCCCGUUUGUACUUCUGUGAGGAACGCAAUGCUGAGCCUGAAGGGUUAAGACGUCUACACCGUGCAGGAGCUCAGAUUGCCAUCAUGACAUUCAAAGACUAUUUUUACUGCUGGAACACCUUUGUGGAAAACCGCAAAAAAACCUUCAAAGCCUGGGAAGGACUUCAUGAAAAUUCUGUGCGUCUUACCAGACAACUCCGGCGUAUCCUUUUGCCUCUUUAUGAAAUUGAUGACCUGCGAGAUGCUUUCCAAACCCUUGGACUUUAAAUUCCUGCUUGGGGAGAAAUGAAGAUGAAAAAAUGUCAACAUGUUUUGCGAUAGUCUUCAACAUCCAACUUUUUCUCCCAGUUCUUUCCUUCCUACCAUAAGUAUCAAAUUCUGAAAAAAAGCAUAUUUAAGAAAAAAAUGGCAAGGUCUUUUGAAUACUCUUCUUUUGCAUACUGGGACUAGGGCUUGUUGUACUGUCCUCCAUGGGAAGAAGUAAAUCCAAUCAAACUGUCCAAGGCACGUGGCCACAUUUAUUAUUACUAUCACAAAGGUCAGCCAGAUAAAUGGAUAAUUUAGGAAGAUAGCUGUUUGUGCUAAACAAAAGGAUCUAAUUAAAUCUUCUAGAAUGAAUGAUAGAUGUGGAAGUCAAAUAUUAAACUUUUAAAAUUGCCAAGGUAUUUAGCAUCCACAAAAAACUCAGUUUACAUGGAAGAAAAGAUGAAAUUUGAAUCCUGAUGCCGUAACACUGCAUAGAAACUAAUACAUUUCAUCAUAUUGUUACUAGUAGAAGCCCACUGUAAGUCUGGAGAGCACUGCUGCUUUGACACUGGAUUUGUGCUUGGUCUUCAUUAUGUCAUGAUUGUAAGCCAAAACACUUGCAAAAAAGUAUUUUCAAAGAUACACCA
Pantherophis guttatus is the source of this 1592-nucleotide messenger RNA. RefSeq names its product activation induced cytidine deaminase (gene AICDA). Gene Ontology annotation, biological process: defense response to virus; cytidine to uridine editing; negative regulation of single stranded viral RNA replication via double stranded DNA intermediate. Gene Ontology annotation, cellular component: P-body; cytoplasm; nucleus. Gene Ontology annotation, molecular function: RNA binding; zinc ion binding; cytidine deaminase activity. Lineage: Eukaryota; Metazoa; Chordata; Lepidosauria; Squamata; Colubridae. The record is from RefSeq and is a predicted model, not a curated record.